AUUAUACAUUUCCAUAUCAUUUCCCUCGAGACCUUUCGCCGAUUGGACACUUCCAGAGGUAUGCCAGCUCUAUGGACUCUGCGAUAUUGAAGAUGACGUAUCAUUGGAUCUUAUAUCAGAAUUAAAAUUUUGUCUCAAGACUGCUUCAAUGCAUUCAAAUGAAGCAUCAAAAUCCCAUUAUACAAUCAAAACAUCAAAAACUGCUAGCAUAACUGAAGUUAAGUAUCAAGAUUUUGAGAAGGGUGUUGCUCAGAAUGCUGUUCAGAUUGAAUCUGUUUUGACAAAUCGCAAGCGUAAAGCUGAAGAGAUGGAAGAAAAACCAACAGAUUUAAAUAUUGAAGUGCAAUCUGUGAAAAGGCAAAAGAAAUCAGAACAAGAUAAUAAUUUGUAA
Scutellospora calospora is the source of this 391-nucleotide messenger RNA. The record is from the annotation of a GenBank genome assembly. NCBI's taxonomy places the organism in Eukaryota, Fungi, Glomeromycota, Glomeromycetes, Diversisporales, Gigasporaceae.